AUGCAUCGGCAUCCCAGCAGCAGCGAGGUUGGCGGCGGCAGCGGCGAGCAGCUGCCGCAGCUCUUCCUCUUCAUAGGCAUCCUUUCGGGGCGCGGCUACCGCCACCGCCGCCUGGCGGUGCGCGAGGCCUGGUCCAACAAGGCGCAGGUGCCGGGGCAGGUGGUGGCCCGGUUCAUCCUGUCAGAGGAUGAGCGCACCCCGCAGGUGGAGAAGGAGCUGGAGGCGUACGGCGACAUUGUGUUUGUGCGGGAGAAGACCAACUACAAGUCCAUCCUGUACAAGACAUACUAUGUGAGCGACGGCGCGGCGGCGGCGGGGCUGGCAGGCGUGAUGGAGUAUGCGGCCACCAACUACGACGCCGCCUUUGUGCUGAAGACGGACGACGACGCCUUCAUCAACGUGGUGCCCCUGCUGGCGCAGCUGGCCGCCAUGUGCGAGAACCCGGGGUGCCGGCGGGAGCGCGUCUACAUGGGCAAGAUGGCCAAGCACAGCGAGGUGCUGCUGCAGCCGGGGCACAAGUGGAACAACGCGGCGUUCCACAACCACACAGGCCUCAAGGAGUACCCCAACUACAUGAUGGGGGGCGGGUAUGUGGUGGGCGGCGAGGUGGCGCGCCUGCUGGUGGACAUCCACACCCGCAUGCACCUCAAGUUCACUCCCAUAGAGGACGCCACGCUGGGCUUCUGGCUCAUGGCCAUGGACCUGCGCCACAUAGACCACCCGCGCUUCUACACCUGGGCAGCGCCCUGCUGCUUCAAGGCCCCAGUCAGGCGCGCGCCGGCGGGCGGGAGCAGCCGCAGCGUCGGGCGGGGAGGCCGGCGGGCGGGGCUGCGGCACAGCGCAGGCGGCGCGAAGCCUGGGGAGCGGUUUGUGACGCGGUUCCAGCUGGCCGAGGAGUUUGAUGCCGACCUGUGCAGCUCCGACCCCUGGAUCAUCAUGCACAAGAUAGACUCGCCCACCAAGAUGCGAUACGUGGGCGGGCGGGUGGCCAACUGCAGCGCGCCGGCGCGGCCCUGGGAGCUGGCCCCCAGCAUCCGCCCGUACAUCACCCCCGAGCAGCUGGCCUACUGGCAGCAGCGCGCGCCGCCGGAGCCGCCGGAGCAGCUGACGGCGGGCGACGGCACGCCCGCGGCGGAUGCAGGCGGCAGCGCAGGUGGUGCCAGCAGCGGCGGCCUCGCUUCCAGCGACGCGGCUGGAGGAGGCGGCCUAGCCGCCGGUGCCAUUGGUGGCAGCCUCGCCUCUACCGGGGACGCUAGUGGCGCAAGCCUGGCCUCAGCUGGCACAGCUGUGGGCGGUGUCUCGGCCGGUGCAGCUGCUGGCGGCGGCAGCGGACUUGCCUCGGCAGGUGCAGCUGCUGGCGGCGAUAGCCUUUCCUCGGCAGGUGCAGCGGGCGGAAGCCUGGGGGCUGCUGGUGUAGCAGAUCCCGGCGUUGGCACAAGCAGCAGCAGCAGCGGCAUGGGAGCAGCCACCACCGCAAUUCAGUAG
Molecule: messenger RNA, 1485 nt
Organism: Chlorella variabilis
Lineage: Eukaryota; Viridiplantae; Chlorophyta; Trebouxiophyceae; Chlorellales; Chlorellaceae
Exons: 6
Coding region: 1-1485 (494 amino acids)
Cellular component (GO): membrane
Molecular function (GO): hexosyltransferase activity
Source: RefSeq, a predicted model, not a curated record